AUGUCUUUUCUCCACUGCUUUCCGAAGGGCAACGCGACAAUCACAUAUCUCAAUGAUCUUGGGGACAUGGAGUCCAUUUCCGAUCUCAGUCCAUGCAUCAUCGAAGAGCGCAGCUUCCUUCUGGCUCAGGCUUUCGAAGACUCCACUACCGGGCCUCAGCUGCAUCUUGAGCCACUCACUCCCCUCAGCGCCCGGCCCUUCCUGCAAUACCUUUACACUGGUGUCUACAAUCUGCCCACGGCGAAUGGGGAGUCAUUUCAAGAUGUCCCAACAUCUCUGCUCGUCCACUGUCAGCUAUAUCGUUUGGCUGACAUCUACGAUCUGCCUGAGCUCAAGACCGCGGCCAACCUCAACAUCAUACGCCAAUGCGAGUUUGGCUGUUCUUCCCCCGACAAGCCGAUUGACCUGUGCGCUGCCAUCGAGUACAUGUACAGGAACAUGCGCGAAUCAGCAAACGUAAUCGACACCAUCACAAAUUACUGCGUGACCUGCUUCUUGAGCCACAGGUUGGCAGACGACUUCGAAUUUCGCCGUAUGGCAUACGAUCUUCGACCAUUCCAUCAAGACUUGUGCAAGGUCAGCAUGAGCAGGCAAUUUGAGGAUGAGAGCAGUAAGUGA
Messenger RNA from Pseudocercospora fijiensis CIRAD86, 618 nucleotides. RefSeq lists its product as uncharacterized. The transcript has a single exon. The record is from RefSeq and is a predicted model, not a curated record. Lineage: Eukaryota; Fungi; Ascomycota; Dothideomycetes; Mycosphaerellales; Mycosphaerellaceae. Bases 1 to 618 code for a protein of 205 amino acids.